AUGAAUGUUCACUUAAAACCGAUCCAUCAUGUCAAUUAUUAUAAAAGACAAUUUAUUGAUGUUCUGACUAUUAUCAGGCAAACAAAACAAACUGAAAAUGAAUGUGAAAAUUCAAUUCUGUCAUCAUUAAUGUUUGUUUGCAAAAUUUUCCAAUCUUUAUUAUCGCGAAUCAUUCAAUUUGUGAAUAAAUCAAAUUUUGGAUGA
Schistosoma turkestanicum is the source of this 204-nucleotide messenger RNA. Lineage: Eukaryota; Metazoa; Platyhelminthes; Trematoda; Strigeidida; Schistosomatidae. The record is from the annotation of a GenBank genome assembly.